Messenger RNA from Homarus americanus (American lobster), 5353 nucleotides. RefSeq names its product heterogeneous nuclear ribonucleoprotein Q-like. The transcript has 15 exons. NCBI's taxonomy places the organism in Eukaryota, Metazoa, Arthropoda, Malacostraca, Decapoda, Nephropidae. The record is from RefSeq and is a predicted model, not a curated record. Gene Ontology annotation, molecular function: mRNA binding. Gene Ontology annotation, cellular component: nucleus; ribonucleoprotein complex. The coding region runs from base 130 to 2076 and encodes 648 amino acids.
AAUGGUGGAAGGCUUUCAUCUAAACCAGCCAGUUUGGAUAUAAUAUUCCUAAGACAGAAAGGUUAAAAUGAAGAGAGCACUUGAAGAUUAACUUCAGUGUGAAUAAUAUACCAACGUGAAUGAUGUCAGAUGACUCAAACUAAACAAAGGGGAGUGAUGGCAGAAGGUAAUGGUGGUGGUGACCCGGGGUCACAAAUAGAUGGCGAACGAACAGAAGAUUACCAGAAAUUAAUAAAUUAUGGACUAAAUGAAAAAGUUGCAGCAAAACUAGAUGAAAUCUACAAACAAGGCAAACUGAGACAUGAAGAUUUGGAUGAGCGGGCUUUAGAUGCAUUAAAAGAAUUUCCGGUUGAAGGUGCAGUCACAGUACUCAAACAGUUCUUGGAAUCAAACCUAGAACAUGUAUCUAAUAAAUCAGCUUACCUCUGUGGUGUAAUGAAGACGUAUAGGCAGAGGAAACAGUAUAACACAGACAGUAUGGCUGUCAACCCAGGUAAAGGACCAAAUGAAGAGAAUUUGAAAGCAAUCCUGGAGCGGUCAGGGUACACACUAGAUGUAACAACAGGACAGAGAAAAUAUGGUGGUCCCCCACCUAAUUGGGAAGGUCCACCCCCGGGCCCAGGAUGUGAAGUGUUCUGUGGUAAAAUCCCCAAAGAAUUGUACGAAGAUGAGUUGAUUCCUCUAUUUGAAAAAUGUGGGGAGAUAUGGGAUUUACGCCUUAUGAUGGAUCCGAUGACAGGUCAAAAUAGAGGUUAUGCCUUCAUUACUUUCACCACACGCUCGGCUGCAAAUGAGGCAGUCAGGCAGGAAUCGUCAUGUCUUUUGCAGCUGAAUGAAUAUGAAAUUCAGCGCGGCAAAAAAUUAGGGGUCACUAUUUCAUACAACAAUCAUCGAUUGUUCGUAGGAAAUAUCCCCAAGAACAGGGAGCGACAUGAAUUAUAUGAGGAGUUUGCAAAGCACGCACCUGGUCUCGUUGAAGUGAUAAUUUACAGCUCCCCAGAUGAUAAGAAGAAGAAUAGAGGUUUCUGCUUUUUGGAGUAUGAGUCACAUAAGGCUGCUUCCUUGGCAAAGCGGCGAUUAAGUUCUGGACGGUUCAAGGUUUGGGGCUGUGAAAUAAUUGUAGAUUGGGCAGAUCCUCAAGAAGAACCAGAUGAAGAUACAAUGUCUAAGGUUAAAGUUUUGUAUGUAAGAAACCUCACCCAGAUGACAACAGAGGAAAUGCUUAAGGAGAAAUUUGAUGAAUUUGGAAAAGUUGAACGUGUUAAAAAGAUUAAAGAUUAUGCUUUCGUUCACUUCGAGGAGAGAGAUGAGGCUGUAAAGGCGAUGGAUGCGCUACAAGGGAAGGAUCUUGGUGGUGCCAAUAUGGAGAUUUCCUUGGCUAAACCUCCAUCUGAUAAAAAGAAGAAAGAAGAAGUUCUUCGGAAUAGAGAAAAAAGACUUAUGCAGAUGCUAGCACAGAGAGGGAUUGCAGAGACAGACCCACACACAGGACAAAGGAUGCCUGUGCCCCCGGCCAUGCUGCGUGGCGGGCGGGGAGGGGGUCGAGGGGGCGGUCGCAGUGACUAUGAUUAUGAUUACGACUAUUAUGGUUAUGGCGAUUAUCAAGGUGGCUACAGUGACCCGUAUUACGACGACUAUUACCGUUACGAAGAUUACUAUUACGAUUACUCCCCGUAUCCUAUGGGGCGUGGUCGCACCAAAUCAGUGCCGGCUGGCCGUGGGUAUGGUAUGGCGAACCGUGGCCGCGGCGCUGUCCCCUCCCCCCGUGGGGGGCGGGGUAUGGUGCCCCGAGGGGGGGCCAUGGGGGGGCGUAUGACUCGGCCGCCGCGCGCGGGGCAGGGGUUCAGAGGGUCCGCCAGGGGGGCAAAUCUAGCAGGUAAAAGAAAGUUGGAUGGCGGGCACCAGAACGAGGGGGACUCAAAGAGACGGUUCCAGAACACCGGUGCUAGCUGGGGGAACCAGCCUAUCCCACAGCAGCCGCUGAGCUCAUACAGUGGGGCCAACGGCAGCAAGUACGGCGGGGCAGGCGGGGACCAGCAAUGGUACCACGACAGCUAUCCACAAUCGUGGAGCUGAGGUGUAAGCGGGUGGGCCGCCAGCACCAGGUGUAGAGGGUGGGGCGGGGGCAUGGCGGGGCACAACUCCACUAAGUACAGUAUGUUGGUCUGUCCAAGAAAGCUUGUUCUCAGGCACAGAAGGACAUUCCUGCCACUUGUAUGUAUGGGAGAAGUAUCGGUGCUAGCAUCGGAUACAGGGCCCAUGGAUGAUGGCCGCCCCACCAGUGCUGCGUCAGUGGGGCCUGGAGAGGGCCGGCUGCCAAUUCCUGGUCGUACUUUUGUUUGGCCAGGGUGAGGAGCCGCAGUCCACCCCACCAGUGAGACAUGUACCUGAAAAACAUCUCCACCAUACCCAAACCCACCAGGUCAGUUGGGUAAUAAAACAUAACUAAAUCUAGUAGGAGGAAGUCUCACAAGAGUGCUGCUCUAAAUUUAAUCACUGUUAACCACUAGGAUGAAAAAAAGCCAAACUGUGUUCAUAAAAUUUCAAUCCAAGUGGUUUUAAUGAGCAGGCUGUUUUAUUCCCGCUUACUUUGUGUUUCACAUGCAAUCUUCUUGUCUUUCAAUAAAAUCUAAAGGAAUAGUUCCCAUUACAAACCUCUAAUAUGUCCAGCAGUUUGCCCCCCUAGUUCUGGAGACUAAUCAAUUCAGUGGAAAUGGUUAGUGGAAAAAUAGCUGCCCAAAUUCCUGUAUUAGAAUUGAUGUCAGUGCUACAACAGCAGUACCAUUUCCUAUUAUUCAGGUGUGUCCAUCAAUAAAGAUUUUGCCUUCCUCUUCUUCAUGAAGUAUAUGAUACAAGGUCAUUCAUAAAAGGGGAAAUUGCCAAUGGAAUUUUCUUGUUUAUUAGCAUUUAUAAGCAAUUUACCAAAGUUAUAGCAGCAUCAGCAUCAGAACCUUCCAUCCAGUUUGCCCCAUAUUACACUGUUUAUACAUAUUUUUUUCCCCAAAAGGCGGUCCUGCAUGCACAUUUCAGUGACCACACUAUUUUCUUUUGGUAUCCCUAAAUGCUGUGUCCACUGAAUAACUCUUGAACCUUGCUACUUGAUUUGUAGUUCUUAGUUGGCAUUAAGCAGAUGCUCAGUGCAAGAUUGAUUCAAUGCUCGUGAACAUAUUGGAAUGUUGUCAGAAACCAAUUCAAUGGAACCCAAUAAUUUAAGAUUUAACCCAUAUAGGUAUUGCAGUAUUUGUGAAUUUAAGCAUGAUUUUUAUGGAUUUUCUUAUGUACUAAUUAGAAAUAUCCAUAUCCAGUGAUUGUAGACUGGUUGAGGUGAUUGUUGUAGAUUGAUUGGUCAGAAAUUAAAUUUGUUUGGAAAUGUACAUAUCUGGAUGCAAAUGUUACUCAUGCGAUCUGUGGAAGGGUGACCAGUGUAUGAGACACACAUUGCCAGUCACAGGGAAAGAUUUGGUGUGUUUGGAUGACAAAGCAGUUAUCUUUGGUGGAGAUUGGACCAACUGGCUGUGACUAACUUGCGAAGACUUGAAAUGUAGAGUUUAUUGUGUGUGUUAUCUAGGGGCUGUCAAACAGAGAAUAUCUGGGAACUGAAAUUUUGUUUUCGGUAUUCCAGGUUCUCGAGUCCUUUAGGACAGAUUGUGGUUCCUGAUAAUGAAUUGUUGUAUUCAUAGUUAUAAGAAUUUCUUGUGAUAAGUAAACCAGAGCUAGUUGAUAGAUGCUCCUUUUUUUUUUCUUUUUUUUUUCUUUUAAUAUUAUUAUGAUAAUUGGACUGCACUCUUGUAUAAGUUGUGCAAAAGUUAAUUUUUAUAGGCUUCAUUUAAGUCAUAUAUUCUUUUAAAAAGUGUUAUUACAAGAUUUGAAUUUAUUAUUAUAAGUUUGAUUAGGUAAAAAAAAAUAUGUAUUCUUAAACAGUUAUCUAUUAUGCUCAUUUGAUUGGCAGUUUACAUAGCAAAGGCAGUUUUAUUAUUAUUAUUAUUAUUAUUAUUAUUAUUAUUAUUAUUAUUAUUAUGUAUUGCUACACCUGUAUCAUUACAGGUGAGAGUAUAUUAGGUUGCAGUAAAAUUGAAUUGGAUCCUCAAGUUUCUAGACUUGUGAUGACCUUGGACCAGACUAAAUAUACUACAUACUGAGAAUUGGCACUUGAAUGAGUUAGAUUUGGCUCAUAUAUGUCUGUUAUAAGUUGAAGGUGAUUUAGUGGAAAUUAGAUGUAUUUUUAGCUAAUGCCAGAUGUGUAAAUUGGGUUUGCCAGUUGUGGUGUCAGCUACAUGUAUGGUAAAAAAAAUAUAUAUAUAUUAAAUAAAGAGUAACGGAAGGAAAAAAAUAAGUUAAAAAAGACCAUACAUAAGUUUGUGAUGUGACCCCGAGGCCUGCUGCAGCACCCCACCAUAUCAAUCAAUAUUGGGAGGUGGGAUGUUGUUCAUUGCAUGUUGAAAUGAUCACAUUAUCCACUCUUACAUACUCAACAUACCUGAGCAUUAGUCAUUGUUUUAUGUGUUUUCCUGCAUAGUGAGUGGGUAAUGUUGACAAAAAUUGUUUAUAAAUCAGAGUGUUUAAAAAAUGUUUAAAGCUUUUUAAGUUGCAUAUAUGAGAAAAAUAUAACAUUUACCUUACUCUUGUAGCUAUGGACAACACACUGCGCUUCAUUUUAUGAUCAUUAUUAUAUUUUCUAAAGUGUAUAGUAAAAAAAAAAGACAUAUAUUCAAAAGUGUAUAGUAAAUAUUCAUUAACAUAGAUAUAUUCUAAAGAAUAUAGUAAAAUUUUCUCAAAUAUAUUGUUGUAGUAUUCUGGGACAUCAUAAGAUAUUGAAAGUGCAUGCCAUGUAAUGCUAAAGAAUAUGACUCAUUAGUUAUUUCUAAUGAACCAUUUUUAAUAUUGAUAUGCCAUCAAGCAAUGGUAGUAGGUUUGCAGUUUGUAUAAUGAUAAUGACUAGUAAUGGUCAUCAACAAGUAUGUGUUUGUUUUUGAUCAUUGGAGUUGUUGACAAUGCAUUAUCUGCAGUAGUAUUUUAAUUUUCAGACAAAGACUUGCCUCUUCAGUAACUUAUGUUCAGCCAAUUUCGAUACGGCAUAUAUUAAGUAUGGACACUUGACUUUGGUAGGACAUUUUCCUUUAUUUUAUCUACCGUACCGUCGAUCACACAACGUCCACAAAGAUUUGUUAAAGAGUUUGUCAGGAGAUAUUGGUGAUGUAUGCGUGUACUGUACACUGUAAGGUUAGUAUGUUCAAGAGGUGGUUGCCUUAGCCAAGAGGACUGAAGGGAGGUUGUACCACAAGCUGGAUCUUGGGAGUCCGAGACUCGACUGUACCCAGUGAUUGAAUGGAAGUAAAGGAGAUUUCCAUUGGUU